Lobosporangium transversale is the source of this 663-nucleotide messenger RNA. RefSeq names its product ribosomal protein L10e/L16. Gene Ontology annotation, molecular function: structural constituent of ribosome. The transcript is spliced from 2 exons. Gene Ontology annotation, biological process: ribosomal large subunit assembly; translation. NCBI's taxonomy places the organism in Eukaryota, Fungi, Mortierellomycota, Mortierellomycetes, Mortierellales, Mortierellaceae. Gene Ontology annotation, cellular component: cytosolic large ribosomal subunit; ribosome. The coding region runs from base 6 to 662 and encodes 218 amino acids. The record is from RefSeq and is a predicted model, not a curated record.
UCAAAAUGGGUCGUCGUCCAGCUCGCUGUUACAGAUACCAGAAGAACAAGGCUUAUCCCAAGUCUCGCUUCUGCCGUGGUGUCCCUGACCCAAAGAUCCGUAUCUAUGAUCUUGGUCGCAAGAAGGCUGGUGUUGACGAGUUCCCUCUCUGCGUCCAUUUGUUGUGCGACGAAAAGCAGCAGAUUUCGUCCGAGGCCCUCGAAGCCGGUCGUAUUUGCGCCAACAAGUACAUCACCAAGAACUCUGGAAAGGACUCUUUCCACAUGCGUGUCCGUCUUCAUCCCUUCCACGUCUUGCGUAUCAACAAAAUGUUGUCCUGUGCCGGUGCUGAUCGUCUUCAGACCGGUAUGCGUGGUGCUUAUGGUAAGCCCAUGGGCACUGCUGCUCGUGUUAACAUUGGUCAAGUUAUCUUCUCCAUCCGUACCAAGGAUACCAAUAAGGCCGUCGUCAUUGAAUCUCUCCGCCGUGCCAAGUUCAAGUUUGCUGGUCGUCAGAAGAUUGCUGUCUCCAAGAAGUGGGGCUUCACCAAGCUCUCUCGUGAGGACUACAUCGCUAAGCGCUCUGCUGGCCUCCUCCAGCCCGAUGGUUGCUACGUCAAGUACUUGAACGAGAAGGGACCCCUCAACACUUAUUUUGAGAGAACUCUUCGCAGCCAGGCUUAAG